UCACGCAAAAUUCCGCCAAACUUCUGCUUGGCUCUCCUCUUCCCGUCACACCGGUCGCGAAUUUUCCGAACACUUUUCAGUCCCCGUCGUCUCCGCGCAAGUGCUUGUUUAUCAAUAGUCGCAAUUUGAAAGUGGGUGAAAUUAUUCUCAAACCUUGUGGAAUGCUGUAACCGGAUCGAUUUGUGCAAGUUUAGGAAACCAUCAUGUCCAAAGACAUUCGCUCGUUCUUCUCCGUCGGCGGUUCCAAGGCCAAAAAGCCGGACCCCCCACGGGACAGCUCGUCGUCAUCGUCCAAACGCAAAGCCAUCAUCGUCGACAGCGACGAAGAAUCGACGGAGCACCGUAAACCCUCUUCGUCCUCUUCCUCCUCCUCGAAGGACAAGUCGGGCUACUCUAAAAAGCGUCGCGUAAUCGACUCGGAUGACGAGAAGAGUCCGGUCAAGAAGAAGGUCGCGCCAGAGCCUGCGGCUCCCAAGCUGAAGGAGUGCAAGGCGGAGGAUUUCUUCGGAUCGGCCCCGGUCAAACGGAUCGAAACGCCGCGACCGAGCAAGAAAGCGGUGAAGGAGGAGGUCGCCGUGCACUCUGACGAGGAGUUUGAAAAGUCGCUGAGCGAAAUGGUCGUGCCGGAGACGCCACCGCCGCUUCCGGCGGCAUCGAAGAAGAAGUCGGAGAAUGUUAAGAGUCCGGCGAAGAACGGUGGUUCCGGGAAGGAGAAGAAUGGUCACGAGGAAAGCAAGAAGAAGACUCCGACGCCGGAAAAAAAGAAGCCGGUGACGCCGGAGAAGAAGUCGAAUGGUCGCGAGGAGGUGAAGAGCACGCCGCCUCCGGCGAAGAAGGAGAAACCGGCCAGUAUUAAGCGGGAAUCGAGCGCGGAGCAGGGAACGCCGAAGAGUACGAAAAAGGACCUGAACGAAUCAGUUCUGACGGAUGAGGAGCGUUACGAGCGGAAGCGCAUGGCUGCGGCGUUGUACAAAAAGUUCCAGAGUCGUCAGGGGCCGGCCAACCCGGGGUCGAAGGAGAUUCCAAAGGGAACGCCGACGUGCCUCGCCGGGCUGCAGUUUGUCGUGACCGGCGUGAUGGAGUCGAUGGAGCGGGACGAGUGCGCCCAGGUCAUCAAGGACUUUGGCGGGAAGGUGGUCACGUCGGUGUCCAAGAAGCUCACGCACAUGGUCGUGGGCGAAGAUGCGGGACCUUCCAAGUUGGCCAAGGCGGACGAGCUCGGAAUUCCGCAGAUUAGCGAGGACCAGCUGUUUGAUUUGAUCCGCGAGCGGUCCGGGCUGCCAGUCAAAGCGGAGUCCAAGCCAAGGGUCAAAGAGGAGAAGCCUAAAAUCAAGGAGGAAAAGUCACCUUCCAAAGAGAAGAAGCGCACCAAGACCGCGGAGCAGGAGGUCAAGAAACGCACUCCCGAGAAGCACAAGCUGUCCGAGUCGGUCGCGAAGCUCCCAAAAAUUCCAAAGAUCGAGAAGAGUUCCCCAGAGCAGUCAAAGCCCAUCAAGAUCGAGAAGAAAUCUCCCAAAAAGGAACCGGAAAUGCCCCCAAUCAACCGCGAGGAAACCGCCUACCAAAAGGACAUCCAAAGCACCGACAACAUGGCCUGGGUGGACAAGUACAAACCGACCUCAAUCAAGCAGAUCAUCGGUCAGGCCGGCCCCGCCAGCAACGUCCAAAAGCUGCUAAACUGGCUUUCCAAGUGGCACUCGAAUCACGACGGCAAAAAGGUGCUCCAACGGCCAAGCCCGUGGGCCAAGAACGACGACGGUGCCUACUUCAAGGCGGCCCUCCUCUCCGGUCCCCCAGGCGUCGGCAAAACCACCACGGCCACCCUCGUCUGCAAGGAGCUCGGCUUCGACGCGGUCGAGUUCAACGCGUCCGACACGCGCAGCAAGAAGCUUCUGAAGGAGCAGGUCUCGGAACUGCUUACGAAUAAAUCGCUGUUUGGAUAUUUUACCGGAAAUGGGAAGGGUGACAAGGUGACGCACAAGCAUGUGCUGGUGAUGGAUGAGGUCGACGGGAUGGCCGGGAAUGAGGAUCGUGGAGGAAUUCAGGAGCUGAUUGGGCUGAUCAAGGAUAGUCACGUGCCGAUUAUUUGCAUGUGCAACGACCGGAACCAUCAGAAGAUGCGCUCGCUGGUGAACUAUUGCUUCGAUUUGCGGUUCAACAAGCCGAGGGUGGAGCAGAUUAAGGGCGCCAUGAUGUCGGUCUGCUUCAAGGAAGGCCUCAAGCUGGCCCCGGGCGCACUGGAGGAGAUCAUCGCCGGCACCGGAGGCGACGUCCGCCAAACGCUAAACCACCUGGCCCUUCACAGCACCGGUAAGACCCUGGGUGGGACCAGCCUUAGCGCCGCACAGGCCAAACAGGAAGCCCAAACAGCGCGCAAGGACGUCAAGAUGGGCCCGUGGGACGUCAUCCGGAAGGUGUUCUCCGCCGAGGAUCACCGCACCAUGUCCAUCCACGACAAGUCGGAUCUGUUCUUCCACGAUUACAGCCUGGCGCCACUUUUUGUGCAGGAGAACUACUUGAAGGUCACGCCGAAGGUUCCCAAGGCACAGCACCUGGACCAGAUCGCGCUUGCCGCUGACAGUUUGAGCCGCGGGGAUUUGAUCGACCGGCGGAUCCGCUCGAGCAUGGCGUGGUCACUGCUGCCGAUGCAGGCCAUGUUCAGCUCGGUCCUGCCCGGUGAGUACAUGGAGGGUAACUUCACCGGCCAGAUCAACUUCCCCGGAUGGUUGGGUAAAAACUCGAAGGCCUCCAAGCGGAAGCGUCUGGCGCAGGAGAUCCACGACCACACCCGCAUGAGCACCUCCGGUUCGCGACUGUCCGUCCGGCUGGACUACGCUCCGUACUUGCUCGGGUCGAUCGUGCGUCCGCUGCAGCAGAAAGGCUCGGAAGGGGUGCAGGAAUCUUUGGACGUCAUCAAGGAGUACCGCCUGCUCCGGGAGGAUCUGGAAUCGCUGGUCGAACUCACGAGCUGGCCCAAGAAGAAGAGCCCGAUGGACGCCGUCGAUGGGAAGGUCAAGGCCGCACUCACCCGAGCCUACAACAAGGAGGUGGCUCCGUACACGUACUCGGUGGUCAAUGCGGUGAAGAAGAAGAAGUCGGAAGCCGCGGACGAUGCGGCGGCUGAGGCGUACGGAGAGGAUGCUGAGGAGGCGGGUGGUGCGCCAGAUUCGGAGGAGGAAAAGGAAGACGACGAUCUGGAGAACAAUGCGUUCAUCAAGGUGAAGAAGAAGCCGGCGGGUAAGGGAGCGGCGGCGGCGGCGACAGCUGGAAGCAGCAAGGCAGGCGGCUCGAAGGGAGGUUCCAAGGCGGCGAAGGGUGGAGCAGGUGGCUCGUCGUCGGCUAGGGGAAAGAAAAAGUAAACGGUCUAUGUUAUCUCUGUGUGUAUCGUAUUAUCUUUUUUCAAUUGGUAUACAAUGUUGAUUUUGAAUCCACUAUUAUUAUUACCAUGGUCAUUAAAUUGCUGUUUUGCUAAACAA
Culex quinquefasciatus (southern house mosquito) is the source of this 3476-nucleotide messenger RNA. RefSeq names its product replication factor C subunit 1 (gene Gnf1). Gene Ontology annotation, cellular component: nucleus; DNA replication factor C complex. Gene Ontology annotation, biological process: DNA replication; DNA repair. The record is from RefSeq and is a predicted model, not a curated record. Bases 204 to 3359 code for a protein of 1051 amino acids. The transcript has 3 exons. Gene Ontology annotation, molecular function: ATP binding; DNA clamp loader activity; ATP hydrolysis activity. Lineage: Eukaryota; Metazoa; Arthropoda; Insecta; Diptera; Culicidae.